AUGCAGUCCACACAGCCCAACGGACGACCGGGAGAUGGAGAAGGAGAUAUAGAGAGCAUGUUCAAAGAAAUACUAGGUGGAUUUGGGGAGUCUAAUCUGACUCUGAAUGACCCGAGGCAGGCGAAUGCCGGGCAGGAACAUCGCCGAGGUCACUACGCAGAGGAUAGUAUUGUCUCACUGAUCAGCUCCUAUGAGGGCGGAGAGGAUGACUACGAGCCUCAACCUCCGCGUCACCAAGGUCCAGCCAAUGCCUACAUGUCCCAGCGUGGUCCUACACGGGAUAGAUUGAGGCCGUUGCCUCAACCUCCUGGCGCAUCGAUAUCGCCAAAGCCAGCAGCCUUCACUGCCCCGGCCCCACUUCCCUCAUUGCCAGGUGCUAUAUCCAUGCCUUCACCAGAGCCGUUUCAGCAUCCCGGUCCUCCACCAGGUCCACCAGGCCCAGCAAGUGCUUACCUCGGCAGUUCCUAUAUCCAGCCCGGUCCCCCGAAAACUCUGCUCAACACACACGUACGCCGACAACUUCCCUCCCAGCCUGAUCCCUAUGGCCCUACCUCCAAUCCUACUAUUUCAACCCCCAAUGACCCCGUUCGACGCGCAACUAGGCGCCCGACCACCGCCGGUUCUGAUACUGCCGCCAGCCCUGCAUCAGCUGUGCCCAGAUCACCGCGUCUUUCGCAGCCUAACCCAUCCCCCUAUGGAAUCCCCACAGUUCAGGUUGGUGCCCCAGACGACUACCAGCCCAGUUUUCCCUCUGGCCCUCCGCCCGGAGCUAUGUUGCCUUCUAUUCCUGGCGCAGCCAGCACCCCCAACCUCAACUCUCCUGGGCCCAUGUACCGUUCCUCGUCACCCCAGCAGUUUGACGCAUACGGCGGUGCGCCGUACAUCCCCCCAAAUACCAACAGCUCCUAUGCCGGUGUUAGCCACCCGCCUCGCACCACCUCCCGCACGCACACCAACGAAAUGUAUCAAUCUCCUGUUUCUGCCCUUUCCCCUAGUCUAGGAGCCAACCUUGGACGAUCUGGUUCCGCUUCCUCCUCCAUGCUCUCCGGAGCACCCAUUGACCGUAACAAUUCCAAGUCGUCUAAUUGGUCUGCAAACUCGAGUCUCCUGCCUAGGAAUAAUUACCCCCCGUCCACGGUCUCUUAUGAUACAACGACGGGCAACGAUGCGGUUGGAUAUUUAGAUCUGCCUUCUGCCAGUUCCCCCGUGGCCGACAUGAGUUAUCGCGGUGACCAACAAUAUCUUGAGGAUCGUAUUGCCACGGCCAAGGGUCGCUUGGAAUUACAUCAUGAUGAAGACGACCCGGAUGAUUACGACUAUAGCGAUGAGGACGAGACUCUUUUCGUUAAUUUGGCCCUUUUGUCACAUCUGGCCGUGAAAUUGCGAGACAAGGUACCCAGAGGUACACAUGUAAAAGGAAGUAUCCCAUACACACACGCUUUCACGGGCAAGGAUAUCGUUUCUACUAUUCAAUCUACAAUCCAACGACAACUUGCCAUCACGUUCGACCUCAGUACCAACGAUCGUCGCACAGCUCUCCAGGUGGCAAGAAGUCUACAAAAUCAGCUCUUCUUUUACGAAGUCGAGUGGGGUGGCCAAGCCCUCAACGACGGAGUUGAAGACGUCUACAUGUUCCUCGAUGAUCAAGGCGGAGCCUCUGACCAACGAUUCGAGCGAGAAGAACUUCCCACAGGCGUAAUCACCCUACUCACAUCUUGCUACUCCCCGAGUUGUUCGUUGGGGCUACCCGGUAAAUGUUACGCUUAUGGCUGUCCAAGAGGAUACCAGGCCGGUGCAGCGCUCGGUCGGCAGCUCAGCGCCCAAGAGAGCAGGCCCUCUGAAAAAGAGACAACCGUCGAGUGGGUGGAUUCGGUUGACCCGGAGGUUGUGCGAAAUCUGCCAGAAAGCGAGAGAAGACGGCAAGAGGUCAUAUGGCAAGUCGUUAAAAAGGAGGAGCAGUAUGUACAAGAUCUGGAUACCAUCGUCGAGAUCUUUAUCCGCCCAUUGCGCGAAGCUCGUUCUUCUAUUGUUCAAGGAGACGUGAAUCAAUUCAUCGACACAGUAUUCGGGAACAUUCUCGAUAUCCGCGAAUGCAAUCGUCGCUUGCUCGAAGUCAUGCGAAUGUAUUUUGCUGCCGCCGAGUUCCGCAUCGUCUAUCCGCUAUACAUCGGUCAACUCCCUAUUGCGGAAAAAAUGGUCAAGGAUGAGAGCGAAUCCAAUGCAGAUUUUAGAAGCUUUUUAGAGCAUUGCUCGCGUGAUCCUCGAGCACGUCGUUUGGACCUGAAGCAUUUUAUGCACCGUCCUCAAGAGCAUCUUACGAAAUAUACCACCAUCCUCGAAACGAUUCUUCACGAUACCGAGAAGGAAAAUGCUGAUGCGGAGUACCUUGCCGAAGCCAUGGCGUCCAUUCAAAAUCUUCAUUCGGUCGCACAGCUGCGGACGUUCCAGAGUGCAAUGUGUCGUGGAAAUAGCGCUAAGCUUGAGUGGCACAAUCUGGUUAGCGCAGAAGUACGCGAUGGGAUGUCUAAGCAGGAGAUCAAAAGACAAUCGGUUAUUUUUGAGUUGAUCAAGGGAGAAAUGGAAUACGUCAAGGAUCUAGAGCUACUCAACACUCUCUUCAUUCAACCUCUCCUGCACGAGAACCCUCCCCCAAUUCCCCGAGAGGGCCUUGAACGCUUUAUCUCCGAGGUUUUCGCUAACUUUGCAGACGUUCAUUUGCAUCACAGGCGAAUGCUCGACACGCUCCACGAAAUCCAGCGCGAAGAGCAUCCCAUUAUUCGGUCUAUAUCUGCACCAAUAUUCGAUGCUGCACUCAAUUGGAGAGACGCGUAUAUGAUCUAUAUCCCACAUUACCCUAUAGCGGAGUACUUGGUAGACUCACAAAAGGCGGAGAAUAAGGAAUUUAGGGCGUUUGUCGAACGACAAAUCCGAGCUCCUGAUGCCCGUCGACUCGAGCUCAAGGCAUUUAUUCAUCGACCGGUAGCUCGUCUGCCUCGUUACGAACUCUUGUUGCGCGACAUCAUGGCUGCCUCACCUAUGGACCACGAGGAUCGAGAGUCAAUCCCCCAGAUCAUUGAGAUUAUCACCUGGGAAUCGAUUGAUUUGGAUCUACGCAAUGAAUCACGGCAGCUUUACCACUUUGGGAAGCUGUAUCGGCAGCCUGAAGGUGGCCUAGACUUCUCAAGAUGGUCAGAGGUUUUCGUGCUAGUGUUUGACAACUACUUGGUCAUCACAAAACCAAGGUCCAAAGAUGGGGUGACAAAGUACUUGGUCAAUCGCAGGCCCAUUCCUAUCGACCUGAUGAGUCUGGUCGGCUUCAACGACCCUGCUCAGCAGCGCCCCACUCGUCUAUUCAGUAUCGGAACGAAGCACGACGCGCCCCCUGCAGGACCGGGUGGAUCUGGAGACGCCCAAGAUUCACGCUCCAUAUAUCCUUUUGGUAUUCAUUACUCGGGCCGUGCAGGAGGCAUCUCUCAGUUUUUCAUUGACUCACAAGCUGCCCGUGAGGAAUGGAGACAGAAACUGGAAGAGGCGAUUGAAAUGCGCAAGGUCGUACAGGAUUCUAAUAAGGUCUUCGAGCUGGAGACUCUCAGCGACGAAACGUUUGCUCAGCCCAAGGGGUACGCUUCCAACUCGAGCUGGAAUGACGAAUCUUCCUUUGCUGGCGGGAAGGUUACUUGCACAGUGCCAUUCUCUACCGCUGACGGACGUGGGCUGGUUGCAAUCGGAUGUGCAGAAGGCGUAUGGAUCGGGCUAAGGCACGACCCCAAAUCGAUACGCCGAGUAUUGCACCUCAAGGCAGUUACCCAGUGUGCCAUGCUGGAAGAUUUCGGCAUUUUCCUUGUAUUGGCUGACAAAGCGUUCUUUGCUUACCACAUUGAGGCACUCGUUCCAACGGCUGGCACGGCCCAGAUGAAUAGUGCACAGAACAGGACCCCCCAACGAUUGAGCGGCAACAAAGAUGUCCAGUUCUUUAGCGUCGGACAACUGGCCGGCAGGACAUUGGUUGUAUAUAUGAAAAAGAAAGGAAUGGAGAGUGUCUUCCGUGUGUUGGAACCAAUCAUCCACAAAAUCAAUGAACCUACUCGUGCGGGGGGUGCCUUCAGUCGAUUUGGUUUUGGUCAGCAACGAUCAGAAUGGUUUCGGAUCUACAGGGAUUUCUUCCUCCCAUCUGAAGCAUUUGACCUCGUAUUUCUCAAGGCCAAGGUGGCGAUCUUGUGUACCAAGGGAUUCGAGAUUAUGGAUUUGGCCGACUUCAAGAGCGUUACGAUUCCUCAACGAGAUGACGCUCGGUUUGCCAAUGUUGCAAGACGAUGCGAUUCCUGUCGACCAUUGGGGAUGUUUAGGUCAAGCGAGAACGAGUUCCUGUUGUGUUAUGACGAAUUUGGUAUCUACGUGAAUCGUCACGGCGACCCCACCCGUAAUGUCGGCACUACUAUCGAGUGGGAGGGACGCGCGGAACGAGUUGCGUUCCAUCCGCCAUUUGUGGUUCUUUUCGACAGUCGCUUCAUUGAGAUCCGACAUAUCGAAAAAGGCAAUUUAUUGCAAAUCAUCAAGGGCGAAGAUGUCCGUUGCGUUUGGGAUGGGCGAGGCGCCAAGGUCCAUCCGACUGCGACUCCCGGUCCUGAGGGAUGGAGCGAUGGUACUGGGUCCCAGGAGAGCACAAUCCACGUUGUCAUGAACUCCAGCGACUCAGGGUCCAGUGGCCAACGGGGCAAGACACAGUAUCAACAUAUUUCAGAACUUGUUCCCACUGUACCGCUGUUCUUGCCCGGUCCGCUAGCUAGUCCAUCAGCCUCUACCUACUUCCCUAGGCCGGGUUCCCCAUCUCUAUCUUCGCCGCGCACAUCGGUCACAGGAACCACUUUCACUUCGAGCUUGAGACUAGAUACAUUCAUGGCGGCAACCAAAGAAAACCCAAUCGUGUUCUAUGACGUUGCUGAUGCACAAGGUGAAUCAUGGUCUUCCAAUACCUAUAAAACCCGACUUACUUUAAAUUACAAGGGGAUACCUUAUCGUGUCAAAUACAUUUCUCUAUGCGACAUCGAGCCGACCCUUAAAGAGCUAGGUGUCCCCGUCGUAUUCCCUACAUUCCCCCACUACACGUUGCCCAUGAUUGCCGAUCCCUCCAGCGAUCCAGACGGCGAGCCCACUUACAUUGCUGAUUCUUUUAAGAUCGCACUCUAUCUUGAUGACAAGUAUUCGUCUCCUCAAUACCCGCUAAUACUUCCUCCGGGAACCCGUGCAAUCGAGCACAUGUGGUUCACAACCUAUUAUCCACCUCUGAGUGCUUUGGUUAUCAAGCUAUUCUAUUAUAAGGGACCGCGUUUGCUUGAUGAAAGGAGCGCAGAGUAUUGGCACCGAACUCGCGGGGACAAGUACAAGCCUCUCUCUGAAGAGGAAGAGACACAGUAUUGGGGAGAAUUACGCGAAAAAUUCGGGACAUUAGCAAAGUCAAUCAGUCUCAAUGACGGGACCAGUGAAGCCGGGCCGUUUAUAUUGGGCAAAACCCUUUCUUUUAUCGAUUUUACUAUUGGAGGUUUCUUUUACUUCAUCCAAAGGGUCGUAGGAAAGGAAUCCAAGCAACUGAAGGAGAUGAUGGAAUGGCAGGAUGGGGGAUGGAGCGUGUUUUGGAAGGCGAUUCAGGAUGUCGAAAACAAGUCAUCGCAACUUCCGUGA
Molecule: messenger RNA, 5679 nt
Organism: Rhizoctonia solani
Lineage: Eukaryota; Fungi; Basidiomycota; Agaricomycetes; Cantharellales; Ceratobasidiaceae
Product: Rho guanine nucleotide exchange factor
Exons: 23
Coding region: 1-5679 (1892 amino acids)
Biological process (GO): intracellular signal transduction
Molecular function (GO): guanyl-nucleotide exchange factor activity
Source: RefSeq, a predicted model, not a curated record